Molecule: messenger RNA, 1551 nt
Organism: Akanthomyces muscarius
Lineage: Eukaryota; Fungi; Ascomycota; Sordariomycetes; Hypocreales; Cordycipitaceae
Exons: 4
Coding region: 1-1551 (516 amino acids)
Biological process (GO): DNA replication; DNA strand elongation involved in DNA replication
Cellular component (GO): delta DNA polymerase complex
Molecular function (GO): DNA binding
Source: RefSeq, a predicted model, not a curated record
AUGGUGACCCUCGAGGAGGUGUCUGGGAGCUUGCUCCAAAAGCCAUCAGACACGCCCCUCUCCGUCCCGCCCCGAGACGAAUCCUCCUACAAGCCCCUCUCGACCUUUACCCUCGACCAGCAGCGCUCCUACAAGCAGCAGUACGGCGACAUGUACUUUUUGCGCCUCACCAAGAUCAAGCCCGCCGUCGAGCAGGUCGCGGCCGCCUCGUGGGACGGCACCACCAUUGGCGGCGAAACGGCUAGCAAGGUCGACCGCGUCCUCGACGUGCGGCAGGGCGAGCUGUGCUGGGUGGCCGGCACCGUCUACAUGGACAUGGCGCUGAAGCCCAAUAUCCUGGAAGACGUAUCCAAAGAUCGCUGGCUAUCCGCACCCAUCUCGACGCAGAAAUACUACUCGGACGACGGCAGCGACCAGGUCACCCUCGAAGACGACUCGGGCCGCAUCCGGCUCGUCGGCGACGUUCUAAAGACGGUCCCAUUGGUGACGGGCUGCAUCAUUGCCGUGAUGGGUACGGAAAACACGAGCGGCGAGUUCGAAGUCCUGGACCUCAAGUUCCCCGAUCUGCCGCCCCAGCCUGAACGCUGGGCGCUCUCUGGCGGCGCGUCCAACGGCGCCGGCGCCAAGACCAACGGCAAGCACAAGCAAGAAGAUACGGAAAUGACAGACGGCAGCAUAUCCUCGCCAAAUAACAACCACAAGCAAAUAGCCAUCGUGUCUGGACUGUCGUUUUCGGGCGUCGACGCCUCGGCUGCCGUCGAGGUCAACCUGCUGCUCGAGUACCUUCUCGGCGAGAGCCUCAGCGCCGGUGCCCAGUCGCAGGCCUCGCAUAUUGGCCGUCUCAUCAUUGCAGGCGACUCCAUCAGCCAGGUGAGCACGACCAAGGAAGCCGUCGCCGCCGCGGCCGAGGACGAAAAGAAGUCGGUGGCGAGCAGCAAAAAGUACGGCUACGACGCGAGCGCGUACAAUGCGCUGCCCUCGCAGCUCUUUGACGAGUUUGUCAGCGAGCUGCUGCCGUCGAUGCCCGUGACGCUGCUCCCCGGCGCCAAGGACCCGGCCAACGCGAGCUACCCCCAGCAGCCGCUGCACACGGCACUGUUCCCGUCGGCGCGUGCAUUUGGCGCGGACCCGACGAAAACGGGCGUGCCGGGGUGGUUUGACAGCGUGACGAACCCGUGGGAGGCCGAGGUUGAGGGCUGGCGCGUGCUGGGCACGGGUGGUCAGAAUGUAGACGACGUAUUCAAGUAUGUCGAUAGCGACGACAGGCUGGGCAUGAUGGAGGCCAUGUGCCGGUGGCGGUGCUGCGCGCCGACUGCGCCGGACACACUAUGGAGCUACCCGUUCCAGGAUGACGACCCGUUUGUGCUCAAGGCCUGCCCGCACCUGUACUUUGUCGGCAACCAGCCCGAGUUUGGCACGCGGAUGAUCCACGGACCCGACGGGCAGAGCGUGCGCCUCGUCGCGGUGCCAGCGUUUGUGACAAGCAAGGAGAUUGUGCUGGUGGACAUGGAGACGCUCGACGUGAGCAAGGUCAAGAUUGAGACGUCGUAG